AUGUCUUUUCCACUCUUUGGCGAAAAGAUACUAUAUGAAGAUAUCAAGUUUAUAUCUUGGUGUCCUACAACUGAUCUUGUUCUAUUUGUAUCCCCUUUAAACCAUCUUUUUCUUUAUCGAAAUGGCGUUGAUUUAGUUUGGUCUGUUGAAGAUCAGAUUGAUUCCGACAUCAGAGUUACCACUUGGAAUCCCAACGGAAAGGAAUUUGUUCUUGGGUGUGAGGACGGAACAGUAUACAAAGUUGAUAUUCGAUAUCAUUCGCCUAGUAUUUCUCCUUGUUGGCAUGAAACAAAUCCAGAAAAGAAUGUGCCAAUUACUUCUCUUGUAUGGACAAACUAUAACUACAAUAAGAGCCAGAUGAAAAUAGAGGGAUUUGAUAGUAAUGCAUUUGAUUUGGAGUCUGCAUUACCAUUAUUAAGCAAUGAGCGGCCAUUAGAACCAUUAUCUCGCUUUCUAUUGCCAAAAAAUAAAAGACCAAAUCUACCUAAUAAACCUGUCAAACAUUCUGACACACAAACAUUGCUGUUUAUUGGUGAUCAAAAUGGUCGUGUACAUACCUUGUAA
Messenger RNA from Gilbertella persicaria, 564 nucleotides. RefSeq lists its product as uncharacterized. The record is from RefSeq and is a predicted model, not a curated record. Gene Ontology annotation, molecular function: protein binding. The coding region runs from base 1 to 564 and encodes 187 amino acids. Lineage: Eukaryota; Fungi; Mucoromycota; Mucoromycetes; Mucorales; Choanephoraceae. Gene Ontology annotation, biological process: anaphase-promoting complex-dependent catabolic process; protein K11-linked ubiquitination; positive regulation of mitotic metaphase/anaphase transition. Gene Ontology annotation, cellular component: nuclear periphery; anaphase-promoting complex. The transcript is spliced from 4 exons.